AUGGCAUCUCGCCCGAGGGCUAAGGUUGAGGACAGCGCGUGGGUGGCCGACGUCGAGAAGGCGCUGACUGCCGGUGACCCGUCGGCGGAGGUGGCGCUUUGGCGGUGGCACGCCAUCUACCGCGUGCCCGCGUGCAUCAAGGACCUGAACCGCAAGGCUUACCAGCCGCAGGUGUUGUCCCUGGGCCCUUUCCACCACGGCGAGCCGCACCUGCUGCCCAUGGACCUGCACAAGCGCCGCUCGCUUCUCCACUUGCUCCGGCGCGCGCGCAAGCCGCUGUCGGAGUUCGUCGCCGGCGUGGCCGGCGUGGCGGAGCAGCUGGAGGGCGCGUACCAGGGCCUCGUAGACGACUGGCGCUGCAAGGAGGAGGCCGAAAUGAGGGAGAGGUUCCUGGAGCUGAUGGUCACGGACGGCUGCUUCCUUCUGGAGGUGAUGAGGACGGCGUCCGGGUGGGAGGUGAACGACUAUGCGCCCAACGACCCUGUCUUUAGCAGCCACGGUCUUCUCUACACCGUGCCCUACAUCCGCCGCGACAUGAUCAUCAUCGAGAACCAGCUGCCGCUCCUCGUCCUCGACAAGCUUCUUGCCGUCGAGACCGGCAAAGAUGGGAACGAGGACUUGAUCAACCGGAUGGUGCUGAGGUUCCUCUCCCCGGCUGCCUGGCCUCCGGCGACCGGCAUCGGGCUGGCGCUUCACCCGCUCGACAUCCUCCGCCGUAGCCUACUCUACGGCCCCACGCAGACGGCUCCCCCCGCGCCGCCGCAUCACUCGGCCCCGGACGACAUCAUUCGUUCCGCGGAGGAGCUCUACGAGGCGGGAAUCCGUUUCAAGCGGAGCCAGACGAGCAGCCUCCUGGACAUCAGCUUCCGUCGCGGCGUGCUGCGGCUGCCGGCCAUCAUGGUGGACGACACCACGGAGUACAUGUUCCUGAACCUGAUGGCGUUCGAGAGGCUGCACGCCGGAGCCGGCAACGAGGUGACCGCCUACGUGUUCUUCAUAGACAACAUGAUCGACACGGCGGCGGACGUGGCGCUGCUGACCUGCCGGCGGAUCGUCCACAACACGGUCGGCAGCGACAAGGCGGUGGCGAAGCUCUUCAGCGGCAUGUCCAGGGACGUGGUGCUGGAGCCGCACAGCGCCCUGGACGACGUGCACCGGCAGGUGAACGCCUACUGCCGGAAGAGGUGGAACAGGUGGCGCGCCAACCUGGUGCACACCUACUUCAGGAGCCCAUGGUCGUUCCUCUCCCUCGCUGCCGCCGUCUUCCUCCUCGGCAUGACCGUCAUGCAGACCGUCUACACCGUCCUCCAGUUCUACCAGGAUGCCACCACCACCUAG
Lolium rigidum is the source of this 1338-nucleotide messenger RNA. RefSeq names its product UPF0481 protein At3g47200-like. The coding region runs from base 1 to 1338 and encodes 445 amino acids. The transcript is spliced from 2 exons. Lineage: Eukaryota; Viridiplantae; Streptophyta; Magnoliopsida; Poales; Poaceae. The record is from RefSeq and is a predicted model, not a curated record.